AAAAAAUCAAAAAAUGUCGAAUUUCCGGCUAUAAAAGCAGCACCGGGCGUCCAUGCUAACCUUCUUUCCCCUUCCUAAAGAUCUAUAAGGAUUUCGAAGAGGAGCUUCAGAGGGUUCUCUUCCUCUUUCUUAGAGGAUUGAGAACCUCAUCUGAUGUGACUCUUCUUGGCACUGUGAAACCGCUGAGAUUUAGAUAUCACCCAAUCGACUCGGUAAAGGCUCAUGCUCUGUAUCUGCAAGCACCGGCUUGCAGUAUCAUGUUCUUGAGGUCAAAGAUGCAGGAGCCUUUUUCUACUCUAAUAUAUUGUAGUAGCUGACUUGUUCAUCUGGUCAGUAAUAUAUCCAUCUUUCCCAGUCACUGGGUUAGAUCCAGUUCUUGUUUGGCUGGACCUAUUGCUUUGUAAUGGCGAUUGGGAAAGGCAACCAGCCUUCACCAUGUUCGUCUAUCUGUUACAAAGUCCGUUUCCUUACAGAGGCCAUUCUAGACGCAACACAGAUCAGUAAUCUGGAAGACAGAUAUGUGCUUGAAGAACGGCUGGGAUCGGGCCAGUUUGGUGUGAUUAGGUACUGUUACGACAAGCUGACAGGAGAGACCUUGGCCUGUAAGUCCAUUUCAAAGGAUCUAUUGGUCACACCAGAGGAUGUGCGUAGUGUCAAACUGGAGAUCGAGAUCAUGGCUCAAUUAUCAGGCCACCCGAAUGUUGUGGACCUGAAAGCAGUCUUUGAGGAGGAGGAUUAUGUGCAUCUGGUAAUGGAGCUUUGUGAAGGUGGUGAGCUUUACCAGCUUUUGGAGAACCACAAGCUGCUGUCAGAAGCAGAGGCUGUAGUUAUGUUUAAGCAAUUGAUGGAAGUUUUAAAGUUCUGCCAUGAUAAGGGUGUGGUGCAUAGGGACCUGAAGCCAGAAAACAUUCUACUGGCAACUAAUUCCAAGCCAUCGCCCAUAAAAUUGGCAGACUUUGGCCUUGCGUCCUACAUCAGACCAGGACAAGCUCUGUAUGGUAUAGUUGGCAGUCCAUAUUAUAUUGCUCCAGAAGUCCUUGCUGGGGGCUAUAAUGAAGCAGCAGAUGUCUGGAGCGCCGGCGUGAUUCUUUACAUUCUUCUCAGUGGGCAACCUCCUUUCUAUGGGGUUACCAAGGCACAGAUUUUUGAUGAAGUAAGGGCAGCAGACAUAUGGUUUCCAUCGGAACCUUGGGACCAUGUAUCUGCUUCUGCUAAGGAUUUGAUCAGAAGAAUGCUUUGCAGAGAUCCGAAAAACAGACUUACUGCAGCACAGGUCUUAGACCAUUGCUGGUUUAAAAAUGAAGAGAAACUCUUGGGAGAUGAAGGCCAGUUUGGCUCACUCGAAGACUCUUUGCCUGAGCAAUCGAUUCCCAUGAACUGUGAUUUCAUCGUGAACUCCAGCAACGUGGUUUGUUGUGAUGUUCAGCGGGACUUCUCCCCUACGUUUACUUGCGAAACGUCAUUUUCUUCCUUUUUGGCUGAUGCAACGGGUUGUUCGCCAUCUACUGGCCUUUCGUUUAGGAGCUCUGCGUCUAGUGAUGAAGAGUGCUCUACCCCAAUAGCUUCAGUGCCGAGCUUUGCAUUCUUCGCUCCUUGCACUCCAGACGAACAGGAUAACUCAACUGCCGCACAAGGAGACCUAGUUGAACCAGGAAAAACUGAGGCGGAAGUGGCACUGGCUUCGCGAGCAUCGGGAAAUCGGACAACUGGCUUGGGAGAGUUCGAGCAGCUGGGCAACCUGGACCUAAUGGUCACAGGAUCCCUUGUACGUUGGCCCUCUUUCACGCAUCUCUCAAACGCUACUCCCCUCCAGUCCUUGGUGUGCUGAAGAAUUCACAGAAGAGAAACGACCAAGCAUCUCUACGCGGGGUAGUUCAACCCUUUUUGUUGUAACGAGGAGUGAUUGUUGUUGGAGUACUUUUCGAAGAGAUGCUGUGAUUCUCUCUUCUUGUUAUCUGGCUAUAAUAUAUUUAUUUAUUUUUCUUGGUUUCGAGCAGUUCAGGCCAGGUUUCUUAUCGUUGUCAAUGUUAAUUGCAGGACUUGUGAAUGUAAAUUCGUCCCUGUUGUUGCUUGGUCAUUGUAUUCUGCGCUAUUUGUAGAUAGAAAGAGUGCCUGCCAAAGUUGGCGACGUUUUUCUUUGUGUUUGAUUGAUACCAUUUGCAAAAAAUGUCUCCAACGUUUGGCAUAUAAUGCUGGCCUUCAAAAAUAUUGUGAAGCUAAUGCAUCUUAAUGCAGUAAAAUUAUCCGUUUAGGAUUUCACUUA
This is a messenger RNA of Nymphaea colorata (pocket water lily), 2263 nucleotides long. Its product is annotated as calcium-dependent protein kinase 25-like. Gene Ontology annotation, cellular component: nucleus; cytoplasm. Lineage: Eukaryota; Viridiplantae; Streptophyta; Magnoliopsida; Nymphaeales; Nymphaeaceae. The record is from RefSeq and is a predicted model, not a curated record. Gene Ontology annotation, molecular function: calcium-dependent protein serine/threonine kinase activity; ATP binding; calcium/calmodulin-dependent protein kinase activity. The transcript is spliced from 6 exons. The coding region runs from base 404 to 1828 and encodes 474 amino acids. Gene Ontology annotation, biological process: protein autophosphorylation; peptidyl-serine phosphorylation; intracellular signal transduction.